AUGUCCAGCACUGCAGACCACUCUACGACCACCUCCAUCCCCGUGUCCGAAUACCGCGAACGGCGACGGCGCCAGAUGCUCAAGUUCUUCGGUGCCACUGCCAUGACGUUGCUCUCAAUGCGGUGGACCAUGCGGUUGCUGUCGCGGGCGGGCUCACAGAGUGGGGCAGCGACGGCUUUGCAACGGUUCCAGUCGAACUAUUACUACAGGGGUGCCACUACAGCGCGGUCGCCAACACAGGCGCGGGAAUCCCUUGGACCGCCACUCGCUGCGACUCUUGGGUCGACUCUCGGUGUUCUAACGAUGGGUAUUACGGGCUACGCGUGGUGCCACGACAUGGAGUCCCCUCGGAGACUGCACAGUGUCCACGACUAG
Messenger RNA from Huiozyma naganishii CBS 8797, 375 nucleotides. RefSeq names its product Iai11p (gene IAI11). The record is from RefSeq and is a predicted model, not a curated record. The transcript has a single exon. Gene Ontology annotation, cellular component: mitochondrion. Lineage: Eukaryota; Fungi; Ascomycota; Saccharomycetes; Saccharomycetales; Saccharomycetaceae. Bases 1 to 375 code for a protein of 124 amino acids.